Messenger RNA from Homalodisca vitripennis (glassy-winged sharpshooter), 1068 nucleotides. Its product is annotated as pyridoxal kinase-like. Gene Ontology annotation, biological process: pyridoxal 5'-phosphate salvage. The record is from RefSeq and is a predicted model, not a curated record. Bases 190 to 750 code for a protein of 186 amino acids. Gene Ontology annotation, cellular component: cytosol. The transcript has 5 exons. Gene Ontology annotation, molecular function: pyridoxal kinase activity. NCBI's taxonomy places the organism in Eukaryota, Metazoa, Arthropoda, Insecta, Hemiptera, Cicadellidae.
AAUUUUAUUUGGAAAUAUUUUUUCAGGGGAUCUAAUAGAUGGACUCUCCGCUAAUAAACUGGAUACUUCCUACACUCACUUGCUCACUGGGUACAUUGGGAACCCAAAAAUUCCUCUAUAAGGUAGCUGAGGUAGUUUAAACAUCUCAAGGCUGUGUGUCCAUCGCUUACUUACAUCUGUGACCCUGUGAUGGGAGACAACGGCCACAUGUAUUUACCAAAGGAGCUAUUGCCAAUAUAUCGUGAAACGAUCGUGCCUCUGGCUGAUAUUAUUACACCCAACCAGUUCGAAGUGGAGUUGUUGACCGGCAAACCCAUCAAUCAGCUGGCAGACGCAUUGGCAGCUGUUGACUGGUUCCACCAGCUGGGAGUCAAAACCGUAGCAAUCUCCUCCUCUCAGCUGGGUUCUGGCAAUCACCUGCUAGCACUCGCCAGCUCUAUAGCUAAUGGCAAGAAGAGUCAAGUGACCAUAGAGAUCCCACUUCUGGAUGCCACAUUCACAGGGACUGGAGAUUUAUUUGCUGCCUUGUUCCUGGCAUGGAUGGCGAAGUCUGGAGGAGUGUUGAAGGAGGCCUUGGAGAAGACUGUGUCCACUCUACAAGCUGUUCUUAACCGAACUCUCCACGUAGCUUCACAAGACUCCAGUAAAGGAGGAAAGUUUUCUAGAGAGCAACUGGAACUUCGGCUAAUACAAAGCAAACAGGACAUAGAGAACCCGACAGUGACUCUCCGAGCUCAGAAUAUCAGCUAACAUCUUGGAGCUAUUGCUGUCUUAGCACAAAGUAGAUAUAUAUUGGAAACAAUGGUCAAGUUUUAUCUGAAGUUAGUUUUUGUGUGUAUUGUUUAGCAUAGUCAGAUCCAUAGAGCAUAUGACGUAGUAUAAGAUAAUAUAUAGUGUAUAUCUGCUCAGCAUAUGUAACUGACUUUACUGUUGACAGUUUCAUAUGAAAGUCAAGAGCAAGACUUGGUGCUGAUUAUCAUUAUCAAAUGUUGAUAUAUUAUAUCUUGUAUUUGUUCCAAUUUUUUUCCAAAUAAAAUACAAGAUUGCUUAAAUGUUACCAUUAGCUAA